This is a messenger RNA of Orbicella faveolata, 1912 nucleotides long. RefSeq lists its product as uncharacterized. The record is from RefSeq and is a predicted model, not a curated record. NCBI's taxonomy places the organism in Eukaryota, Metazoa, Cnidaria, Anthozoa, Scleractinia, Merulinidae.
CAGAGAUGUCGGCAAACAAUAUUCGAAGUUCCUAUUCCUCUGAAAGCAACACUAGACAACUGACGAUCCAUUGAGAUAUAGAAUGGCAGGACAAUUAUCCACAAAGGUAUAAAAGGACGAAUGUAGUCGUGUUACAAGAAGGUUUUGUUGACUGAAGGUGCAGAACAGAUCGCCGCUUUUUAGCCCCUGACCAUGAACAUACCAAGAAGACAAGAAGCUUUUCCUACAGUGUUUGGCCAUAAUAUCCCUUGCACACAAACUGACUGUGUGUUACCGGGUUGUGUUAACCUGAAGGUAAAGAAACUGAAAAACAACAAAACAAAGAAGAUAAAGAAACCUGGCAGAAAACCAAAGAAAAGUGUGGACCGAGGCACAAAGAGGUCAAAGAGGAGUGUUAUUGGAACUGGCAGAAGUGUCAGUCAUGCGCAGUGGUGGGAGGAGGAUCUGGACGAUGUUAUCGACAUUUUGAGACAGGAGAUUUCUGACACUACUCAUGUUUCACAAACAUCUUUAAACAAUGAUUUACUGACGUUUCCAGCCUUGCCAGUCCAAACUGCUUCCCGUCCUCGAAUUACAGUCCAGGCCGAUUUUCCAGUUUUUCCAGUGGCCCACCACCUAAAACUCGAUGAGAUCGACUCGGGCAAAGUGGCAGGUGACACACCUAAUGCUAACAUUACAGAUAACUUCCAACAGCCAUGUGAUAUCACAAGUGUUCAGACCUCUCCGUGUGUUAUGGAUGGAACAGUAUCUGGUCCAGAAACAAGCUCACCGGAAAAUUCUUCUGAUUUAAAUCGCUUCUCAAGGCAGAGUCAAGGCAAACUCCUGCUGCAGUAUUCUGAGAGAGAAGAGAAUGGGAACGCCUCUUAUAUGAGGAAACCAACUAGCUCCAUACAUGCUCCUAACAAGCUGUUUGGAAUUCUUUCUCUUAUCCUUCAGGCUUUAAAUAGUCCCCUGACAGAAGUGCUUGAGGAAUGCUAUACAGGAGUACUACAGAAAGCUCUCGCGGAAAUUCAGUCUGCUGUUACUAUAUACAAUUCUCUUAGUGAUCACAUGAUCACAAAUCUGUCGUGAACUAAGAAACUGCACGCCAUUCCUCAUAAACAACACGGACUAGUUUAGUCAUUUUACUAGCUGCUUUAAGUCAUCAUAGAAGUGAAUUUUCAGUAAAAAGAGAACACUUUGCUUUAGAAAACUGUCGGCAAUAUUUGUAUUAGUCAUAGCAGACACAGUGCCUUGUGUCCGCAAGACCUAACCUGUCCCAGCAUCUCGAGUUUACAAGAUUUGUUAAUCUAAAAAAUCUGGUAAUUUCAAACAAGCUUAGUAUACUAUUUUCCAGGCCACAAGUCUGGAAAAAACAUCCCCAAUACGACUUUCAUUACUGUAAAUUAGACUCGGUAAAUCGUUUUCAAACAGGUAGGCAGAAAAGGGUAUACAACGUGUAAAAAGUAAAAACUGUUUGAAGUUCUUGUUUAAGCCUCUUGAAAUAGUUUGGUUUGUUGGGAGCAGUAUUAAAAACGACAAGCCCCAACCGAAAAAUUAAAAUACUGUCUAGAAUUGGAAGGGAAUGUUAUUGAGCGCGUUCAAAUGAGGAUUCUAAGAGACUGUGAGAACCCUGCCCCAGGUACUAAAUCCCUUUCAAUUUAAAAUUCUUUUGUAUGCAUUUAAUUAGCUUCACUUAACUCGUUUGAUAGUACAAAUUCUUUUGAAUUGUCAACUCAAAAGCGAUGUUGGUCAGGGUGAUUUUAAUACAUCAAAUAAAUUCAUAAUUGGUCGCCAUUUAUGAAGACGAUCCAUGGUCCGCAGAAAUAGUCAUCUGUAGCAUUUAAUUACCUCCCUUUUGGAUAAAACCAACGCUGAGAGUGGUUCUCACAUUAGUGUCGAAAUUUUACAGACUAUUUUCGUAUUCUCGGUA